This is a messenger RNA of Limulus polyphemus (Atlantic horseshoe crab), 6499 nucleotides long. Its product is annotated as ankyrin repeat and fibronectin type-III domain-containing protein 1-like. Lineage: Eukaryota; Metazoa; Arthropoda; Merostomata; Xiphosura; Limulidae. The transcript has 24 exons. Gene Ontology annotation, molecular function: protein binding. The record is from RefSeq and is a predicted model, not a curated record. Gene Ontology annotation, cellular component: spindle. The coding region runs from base 1 to 3927 and encodes 1308 amino acids. Gene Ontology annotation, biological process: regulation of establishment of bipolar cell polarity; establishment of mitotic spindle orientation.
AUGUGUUCGGUGACUGGGAUUCAAACCCGCAACUUUGGAGUUGAGUACCUUAACCACCAGGCCAUGCCAGUUCGAAAGAAAACUGACAACUCCAACCCACACAAGCAGGUGUCGCGAGAGCUGAGUCAUACUCUAGAACCCCUGAAAAUACUACGGCGAUCAGAGUUCGGAAAUCACGUGACCGAGAAGAAGCCCGUCCAGAAGAAAAAACCACCUUUGCUAAGAGCCAAGACACUGCCAGCAAUUAUAACUCCAAGUCUGAACAUCAUUCAGGCCCAGCUCGACGCUAACAACACUGUAACUGAAACGAGUCGGUCAACAUCAUUUUCGCAACAAGGAUCUGGAAGAGGAACAACCACGGUACAGCUGAAAAGCAAGAUUCCAGAAGAAAAUUAUAAUCUCAUGGUAACUGACGAAGAAACCAUCUCCACCUACAAGUCUCCCAGUACCUCCCCUGUUUCUUCCCGUUACUUCUUGUCCUCGCCAAGUUCCUCUUCUUCUCAGCCUUCGGGAAGUAAGCAGAAGGGAGAACAGUCACGAACAGGGUUAGCCAAGCUGGCUCGAUUCUUAACAUCAAAAGAAAGGACAUCAGGCACAAAGACAAGCGAUCUGUCUCCUUCAGAGGUGACGUGUUUCGCUUGGAACAAAGGAGCAUCUUCUAUGCGGAGAGCCAAUAGCAUUGAUAGUCUAUUAGAGCUUUCUUGCGGCACUCAGAUUAUCGAAGUUUCGGAAGCUUCAGAUACUGCCUCUGUGAUCUCUACAUGGAAUACAAGCAACACAACCACAACCAGUGACACCCUCACUGUUCCGAAUAAUAAAGCAAUUCCUUUGUCCCCCAGCGUCCCCUCCAAACUGGAAACUCACAAGAAAGGGAACAUACCCUCCUCCCCUAGCAUUCCUAAUCGUCUUGCAAAAGGAAUUACAGGAAUUCGACAAGGCAGCGUGGAUGUAUUUCUGGAAGGCCUAGCUCUAGCAAAAGGAGAGAAAAAACGAACAGAAAAAUUUAAUAAGUUCAAUAUUGACCUUCAAGGUUUAUUUGUUGCCGUUGAACAUGAGCACGUGGAGCGUGCCCGCAGUAUAUUGGAAACAACCGAUGUUGACGUCAACAGCAUCAAUGGAGACGGUUUUAGCACACUGGAUAUCGCAGUGAUGACCAACUGUGUUCCAAUGGUGAAACUACUACAAAACUACGGAGGAAAAGAAAGCAAACGAUUUCCUACCAAAGAAAGUCGAACAAGCCAGUUGGUCAGUCUGGUCAAUGAAGCGGAACGAUGUGAAGAGGAUUUGUCCAAAUAUGUCAACAAUACGGCGGCUAGUGGCAGUCUUUCUGCAGCUUUAUUAAAGGAAAAGGAGCGCCAGCUGACAUUAUGGCAGAGACGGCUUAACCUUUUGAAAAGGAUGCAAGAUGGUUUUGAACGUAUAACAUUAUUUAUUCGUGUUACAGGGCCUCCGGAUAUGCCUAAGCACGUGCAGUUAACAGUAGUUGGUACAAGGGCACUUCGCAUCAAGAUUACAGAGUCUGACACUGCCAAAGAUGCCUAUAGUAUUGUAACUAAAUACAAAGUGGACUGGAGUCGACACGAGGAUUUUAGCCUCCUAGCUGGAUCUCAAGACAUUACUGACCUUCAAAGGCUCGAAGUCACCAUCCCCGAUCUCACUCAGGGCACAGCAUAUUUUGUUAGAGUGGCUGCAGGCAAUGCAAAGGGGUUUAGCCCAUUUCAGACAGCAUCUCCUUCUUUUGGAGUGCCCUCUAGUUGGAAAGACGUAGAGAAGAAGAGCACUCGAGGGAUUGGAAAACUGAAAGAACUAGCAAACCUUUUUCAUGAGGUUAUUAACUCAAGACCUGCUCACGCCGCGGAAGUUAAAGGUAUUUUGGAGCAGCCGACAGAUACACCUCACCAGCAGAGACGUCAAGUGAAAAGAACUAUUAAAAACCUCUUCACGUCAGCUCCAAAAUUCCAGAAAGUUCUGAGAAGGGGAGUUUUCCUAGCUUGUCUCUUCUACAACGAAGACAAAGUGUUGGUUACCACAGAAGAAACGCUACCUGUUGUUGAAGUGGACGAAACUUAUCCAUCUUCUCUACACAUAGACUUCCACUGGUUAAUAAAGGUCGCCUGUACUUGGGAAGAUAUUAAGACACUGCGACAAGACAUGGAGAAAUCCCAGAGUUCUUCCGUUCUUCACUUUCGAAGUAAACUCCUCCAAGCUGUUGAACAGAUGCAGGUAGCGCUAGGUGUUCAAGAUCUUGGACAAUUGUACUAUAAGCCCAUCAAAGACAAGGAAAGUAUUGUUGUUUUAAGCAGUGUAAAAAACGUUUCCGACCCGAAAACACUAAACAGCUUAUCAGUACGAUGGCUCCCUCUAACGAAAAUCCUGAGAAAAUUACCAGGUGUUGUUGCAAGUGACGGAAGAGAGACACCCCAUGUGAGCGAGCUAUUGUUGUCAUCCUUACAGGACAUGAUUAACUACAACCGUGAAAGUACAAAGUCAUUACCACGUGGACUCUAUCUAGGCUACGUGAAAUUGAAGAGUUCCGUUGAUGUCAUCCGAGUGUUAGUGCCACAGAAGACGCCAAAUGUCCUCCCAUUUAGCCGGAUUCGAGAGAAUUCCCAUGUUUCCAGAGAAGAAUGGGAAUGGCUGAAAUCUCUGAAGUCUUCAGACACUACCAUCGCGCCAUCUACUGUUCAACUGAAGUUUCAAAAAGCAAUUUCGUCAGCAGCAAAAAACCUAUUUUCUUCUUAUGACAUUCCACUAGUAGAAUUAGGCUUUCAUAGGUUGUACGACGUUGACGUUAUUGAAAUGAGUCCAAAUGUCUCCUUUCUACUUGUGCUGCCCCCUGUUGAGAAUGUUUGCUCUAUACCUGGACAAUAUGAUGAUCUGACGUCGCGAAUGGAUUGUAUUCCACUUCCGAUUCAAGUAUUUGAAAUACUCCACAUGACAACCUACCGAUACAACUUCAUUGUCCACUAUUCCCGACUUUCGUCCAUCCUGGAGAUGGAUACUUUAAUGGCCCAACAUGCACUGCGAGAGGCUUUCUCUUCAUCUGAAGUAGCUGCAGCCAAAGAAAGAUUAUUGCAACUCCAACUGUUCCAGACUCAAGUUGACAAUAUCUGGAAAGGAGUACGCUGGAUUAUGGAUGUUCUCACAUUCGCUCGAGAUAAACUGAUAAACGGUGGGAUCCCUCUGAAUCAAAUCUAUCUAUACCAAAUGAACUCUCCGUCCCCACAAAAUUCCCCACGCCAGUCUCCGAUGCUACAUCCCACAAAAUCUCAAUAUGAAAGACGAAUGUCACGUGAUGAAGUGACUCCAAAGUACUCAUUACAUAUUACAAUGUCAUCGUCUAGUUUCUCUAUUCCCGAAACGAGAGAAACUAAUAUGAUGGAAAUUAGACGAUCUAUCUCAGCAUCCAAGCUUUUACGGAGUAGCUCGGAUUCUGAAGAUCUGAAUGUAAAUCACAGUGAGUUGACAAUUCUUGGACCGAAAGCUAACAGUUCCGACUCGCUUGGAGUUAGUUUUAAUCUUGGAAGCAAUGAAGAUACGAAAACGUCGAGCACUUCCAAUUCACCAACCUUACGUCUUCCUUCAGAUGAUAUCUUUCAGUGUCAAAGUGAGGACAUUAUACUCCAGGAGGAAGAUUCGAAUUCAAAAAUACGUGUAAAGUAUUUGGAGUCCACAAAACGGGAUAAUCUUAGGAGUCUUCACCAAUUAUUCUCUCUAAGAGGUCAAAAGAGGCAGGCAAAGAACAAUUACUUUAGAAAAUACAAUGCUUUAUCCGAAGACAAUGCCUGUGGUGUUCAGGAACAUUCAAAGAGAAAGCUGAAACUGAAUCUACACGGAAUGGAAGACCAAUCGCUAUAUACCAGCAUGUCUGACAAAUCCUUCUCUUCGUCUUCCGGUGAUUCUAGCACAGAAGAAAACCAGUUCUAAUAUAUGAAAAGUAUAGAAAAAAAUCCGAACAACACUAAAAAUAAUUUUUAUGUCCUGAAACACACUUUUAUGUAAUGAAAAUGUGCGAAGCUCAAAACAAUUUAAAACACACAACAUUCAACAUUAUUCUGCUAAUACUCGAGCACAAAAUCUCAUUAGUGAUCAAAUGAUUUUUUUUACAUCGGCAACAGAGACAAAAGUGUCAUCAAUAUUAAUUAUUACAUCAGUGUUGGAUAAAAUACAGAUGGUUAGACAGUACAGGUAUUUAGAGGAACAAAUUGAGAAAUGAUGUUAGAUAACUAUAUAAUAGAGAAUCUAUAUGUUAAAAAUGUACAUAACUUAGUACGUUGUGGUGCUUUAACUGCUGCUAGUGUUCGUCACGUUAAUAUGAUAACGUUACUGUCACGAGCGUGAUCUGUUUGUGUUUGUGAAAUAUUAUCUAGUUUGAAGAUAUAUAUAUAUAUAUAUACAAAGAUAAACUGGACAUAUAACUUUUGUUUUUUAUUUUUAGUUUCAAUACGAUCGCUUAAAAAGUCUUAUUUUAUGGCUUAUAUACGUACACCACAUGUGAGGCAGACAAUAAAACUAUCAGACUGAAAAUUAGGUUUCUACCUAAGCAACAAGAUAAACAUAAACACACUGUAUAAAAUAAAUUAUAAUUUAGUCAUGAAUAAUCUGAAUGGGUUUUGUUUUCAUCAAGUUAAUAUGAGAUUAAGUUCUUGUUUGAUUAAUUUUUGGGAUAACUUCAGUUGUUAUCAAGAUUAUACUGAUUCUACGAAUAUCACGUGCAUACAGUCUUUCUUUUUUCUUGGAUUCAAAAUAUAUCAAGUUUCACUUAGAUAAUUAAAUACACAAUGCCGCACAAGAACAGGGGAUUAGACCAUCGUGAGCCUUAGUACUUUUUCACUAUAGAAAGAUAAUUAUAGUUGCAUUUGUUAAAACAUUGUUUCUCUAGGAUUGAUAUCAGGAAAAUAUUUCGUAGAAUAUGUGAAAAUCUUUAAAGACUUUCAACUAAAACGAAUACGUCAUUUUCUGGCACUAUAAUACUUUCUUGCUGACUGCUCCCUAAUACCAUGUAUAUGUCGCUCUCUCUGGUUAUGCAUAUAUGUGUGUUAUAAAUUUUAUAUACCUUCAACGCAUGAAUAUUAAUCAAACUUCAGCUGAAUGAAAAUUUACCUGUUUACUAAUCUUUAAAAGUGAUCCUACUGUAAUUAAUUGAAGGCCCACCCAACCGUUUACUUUCAAGUGAUGACGUGAGCUAUGGAUUUGCUAUAUAAUUUAACAUAAUUAUAAUUCAUUUCAGUGCAUACUUUGUGUCUUAUACUAACACAAACAUGGAAUAACUAUCAAAAUGUAAAAAAUAAGCCUGUUUUUAAAUUUAAAUCUUCAUGAUAAAGUUUAUUGCACAUAUCCAUUAGUAAGUAUUAUAUUUGUAAACGUCAUAAUUUUCCUUACGAGAUGUUGAAAGUUCUGAAACAUUAUUCUAGAUUGCGAUUCGUAUAAAGCCGGAUAAUAUUUUUACUACUCAUCUAUCAAUGCUUUUAUAAAAGUGUAAACAUUAAAGAAAAAACAAUAAACAUACAUACACGUGCAUAUCCAAUAUUUCUUUUUCCUUGGAUUUAAAAUAUAUCACAUUUCACAUACAUAAAUAAAUACACGAUGCCACAAAAGAACAAGUGAAUUUGACCAUCGCAAGCCUUAAUAAGUGAAGGUAAUAAAGUAAAGAAAAACAUUACUUCUACGAGGUGGUGUUGAGAGAGACAGAUUUCCGUUUCCUAUACGCUAAUUAUACCAGCACAAAAAAGAAAAAAAAAACGUGCACAGAUGGUCGUGAGGUGUUAGGUAAAACAGCUGCUUGGUGAACUUAAGAUGGCUGAAAGUGUUGCACGAUCAGACCGUCCUUGAGAGUACCAAAAAGAAAGAAAAGACGGAAACUAUAUAACACUAAUCUGAUUUUCUUUACAAAUUAGGAAGAGCUUUCUGUCUCAAAUUCUCAGUUUCCAGUGGAUAGAAAAGAAGUUCACUCUUUUAUUUUAUGAACACCCCCUCUUACGUUGAACUCUGUUUAUAAUGAAUAAUGUCGGUUCUGUGUUGGUUAUGUAGUUGUUGUUUUUAUUAAUAGUAUAAAAUUUAGCAUAAAAGAUUUGUCAGAACAAACAAUGUUAGUUAUCAUUUCUUUAAAUAUUAAAUAUUGCAUUAACUGGCUUAGUAUCGCGUAUAUGGUAACAUCUAGUGAUCAUUGUGAUAUCUAUAUAUGCUCUAUUAUGUGAUAAUUUCUAGUUAUUUUAUUAUUUUGCUUUUUUUUUGUUUCAGUACAUAAGAAAAAUAAGUAAAAUGAAAUACACAACAACUGGAAAUAAGAUGAAUGGCAUUUCCAUUUGGGCAACAAAUGAUACCAGCUUUAAAUGCUUAAAGAAUAAUAUAUAUAUGUUUUGAAAGAAGAAUGAUUAAUUAACAUAAGUCUCGAUUCUUGUAUGACCAGACUUUUUUGACGAUAUAACAGUGUUCCUCUGAAAAAGUUGUGGUAAUAUUACUAAUCAUUUGAGUUUAAAAUACUAAAAUUCAGCCUUCA